GCACUAAAGAAUAAGAGAAAGAGGAUAUCCACUAUAGAGGCCGGUCCUCACCAUUCUAGCUUUGGAAAAACACCUUCUUCAUACUUGAAAGUUCAGAGUUGAAACCAAAGGUGUCAGGUGUGAGAAAAUGGAAGGCGUUGACCACUUGGCUGACGAGAGAAACAAAGCAGACUUCGAUGUCGAACAGAUGAAGAUCGUUUGGGCGGGUUCCCGCCACGCGUUUGACCUAUCUGACCGGAUUUCUCGCCUCGUUGCCACCGAUCCUGUGUUUAGAAAGGAUGAUAGAACCAUGCUUGGUAGAAAGGAGUUGUUUAAGAACACUUUGAGGAAAGCAGCUCAUGCUUGGAAAAGAAUUAACGAGCUUCGUCUUACUGAGGAGGAAGCUUAUAAGCUGAGGUUCUUUGUGGACCAACCUGCCUUUACGGAUCUUCAUUGGGGAAUGUUUGUGCCUGCUAUCAAAGGAUCAGGCACUGAUGAGCAGCAGCAGAAAUGGUUGCCUUUGGCUUAUAAGAUGCAAAUAAUUGGUUGCUAUGCACAAACAGAACUUGGUCAUGGAUCCAAUGUUCAAGGGCUUGAGACAACUGCAACUUUUGAUCCCAAAACCGACGAAUUUGUUAUUCAUAGCCCCACAUUGACUUCCAGCAAAUGGUGGCCUGGUGGAUUGGGUAAAAUAUCCACACAUGCUGUUGUUUAUGCCCGUCUGAUAACUAAUGGAAAAGAGCACGGAGUGCAUGGUUUCAUUGUCCAGCUGCGGAGCUUGGAUGACCAUUCACCCCUUCCAGGUAUAACUGUUGGUGAUAUUGGAAUGAAAUUUGGAAGUGGAGCUUAUAACAGCAUGGAUAAUGGGGUUCUUAGAUUUGACAAUGUGCGAAUUCCAAGGAACCAAAUGUUAAUGAGGUUUUCACAGGUUACAAGAGAAGGAAAAUUUGUGCACUCAAGUGUUCCAAGACAAUUAGUUUAUGGUACCAUGGUCUAUGUGAGGAAAACAAUUGUAACUGAUGCAUCCAUUGCUUUGUCACGAGCAGUUUGCAUUGCUACAAGAUAUAGUGCAGUACGAAGACAAUUUGGGUCACAGAAUGGAGGUAUUGAAACACAGGUGAUUGAUUACAAGACACAGCAGGCUAGGCUAUUCCCUUUGCUAGCUUCUGCUUAUGCAUUCAGAUUUGUUGGGGAGUGGUUGAAUUGGCUUUAUACUGAUGUGACGCAAAGAUUGCAAGUCAACGACUUUUCAACACUGGCUGAAGCUCAUGCAUGCACUGCAGGGUUGAAAUCCUUGACUACUUCAGCUACUGCUGAUGGAAUUGAAGAAUGUCGCAAGCUAUGUGGCGGCCAUGGUUACCUUAAUAGCAGUGGUCUCCCUGAGUUAUUUGCAGUCUAUGCUCCUGCAUGCACAUAUGAAGGAGAUAAUUAUGUGCUGCUUUUACAGGUGGCAAGGCAUCUUAUGAAGACUGUUUCUCAGCUGGACUCUGGUAAUAAGCCCACUGGUACUACAGCUUAUUUGGGUCAAGUCGAAAAACUGUUGCAGUAUCGUUCUGAUGUUCAGAGAGCCGAGGAUUGGUUGGAGCCAAAUGUUGUGCUGAAAGCAUUUGAAGCUAGGGCUGCUUGGUUGUCUGUUGCUUGUGCUCAAAACCUUAGCAAGUUCACCAAUCCUGAAGACGGUUUCCAAGCACUCUCAGCUGAUCUCGCUGAGGCAGCAGUGGCUCAUUGCCAAUUAAUUGUUGUUUCCAAAUUCCUUGAGAAGUUGCAACAAGAUAUACCUGGAAAGGGUGUGAAACAGCAAUUACAAGUUCUUUGUGGGGUUUAUUCUCUGUUUCUUCUUCACAAGCAUUUGGGUGAAUUUCUCUCUGCUGGCUGCAUCACUCCAAAACAAGGAUCACUUGCCAAUGAGCAAUUGAGGUCCUUGUAUUCCCAGGUUCGGCCUAAUGCGAUUGCGCUUGUUGACGCAUUUAACUACACUGAUCACUACCUCGGUUCGGUUCUUGGUCGGUACGACGGAAAUGUGUAUCCAAAGUUGUAUGAGGAGGCAUGGAAGGAUCCUUUGAAUGAAUCAAUCGUUCCUGAUGGCUUCCAUGAGUAUGUUCAACCAAUUCUUAAGCAGCAGCUUCGUAAUGCUAGGCUUUAGAUGAUUUAAUACCUGGUUUGUUAAUUUACACCUAGUAAAUUCUAUCUACUUUAAUUGUGUUUUAAAGAGUGAAUUAAUAAACUUGCACGGAAGGAUAAAUAAAGAGAGGUGUGAGGAACAUAACAAUCAUAAUUGUUGAUUAGAAGGAAGAUGCUUUUGGUUA
Molecule: messenger RNA, 2285 nt
Organism: Arachis stenosperma
Lineage: Eukaryota; Viridiplantae; Streptophyta; Magnoliopsida; Fabales; Fabaceae
Product: peroxisomal acyl-coenzyme A oxidase 1-like
Exons: 14
Coding region: 128-2122 (664 amino acids)
Biological process (GO): long-chain fatty acid metabolic process; lipid homeostasis; fatty acid beta-oxidation using acyl-CoA oxidase
Cellular component (GO): peroxisome
Molecular function (GO): FAD binding; acyl-CoA oxidase activity; fatty acid binding
Source: RefSeq, a predicted model, not a curated record